Messenger RNA from Panicum virgatum (switchgrass), 4227 nucleotides. RefSeq lists its product as uncharacterized. NCBI's taxonomy places the organism in Eukaryota, Viridiplantae, Streptophyta, Magnoliopsida, Poales, Poaceae. Bases 438 to 2672 code for a protein of 744 amino acids. The record is from RefSeq and is a predicted model, not a curated record. The transcript has 5 exons.
CUUCAUCUCGUCUCUCUCCCCCACCACCAUUGUUCCUCCUCUCCUCGAAACCCUAGAUCGAGUUUCAGCGGCGGUGGCUGCGGCGGUGCACGGCCACGCUCGGCCUGCGUUGCGCGGCAUAAGAGACGGCUGGCGACGUGCUGGCCCCCCGCGGGACCGGCGGAAGCACAGCCCCUGCGCGACGGGCGGCGGCGCAGGCGCGGCCUCCCCGCGCUACGGGCGGCGGUGUUGGGAGCUCCGGCGAACAGGAGGAGUUCGACGGAGAAUUCGGAAUCGAUUCGAUCGACUCUGUGAUUUGGAUCAGGGUUUGGAAUCUUCUUGUAUGCUCACGUGUUCGGCGCUGAUUGUUGCAAAUAGUUUGGGUGCUCCGAGGACCGAAAUUCUGUGAAUCAAUUGUAAAAAGGUGUGGCUAUUUGUACUAUCUGAGGUGCGAAGAAAUGGAAUGCAACAGGGAUGAGGCCCAAAGGGCAAAGGAUAUUGCAAAGAAGAAGUUUGAAAUGAGGGACCUCCCAGGUGCCAUGAAAUUCGCUCUCAAGGCUCGGGCGCUCUUUCCUGAUCUUGAAGGCAUUGCUCAGAUGAUUGCCACCUUUGAUAUCUAUCUUGCUUCGGAGGUGAAGGUUGCUGGGGAGAAGGACUGGUACUCUAUCCUCUCUGUUGCCACGUCAGCAGAUGAUGAAGUGAUCAAGAAACAGUACAGGAGGUUGGUUCUUCAGCUCCACCCUGACAAGAACAAGCAAGUGGGUGCUGAGGGUGCUUUUCAGAUGGUCCAAGAGGCAUAUACACUGCUAUCCGAUAAAGCCAAGAGAGCAGUAUACGACCAAAAGAGGAAUGUAAGGGUAUUCCAACAGAGGACGGCUCAAUCAAGUAAGGCAAGUGUGGCUUCUGGUGUAUCUAAUGGCUUCUAUAAUUUCGCUGCCAGUGCUGCUGCCACCUCCAAGCCGACAGUAAAAAAGCAAACAGUGGGGCCAACAGCACCUGCCGUGCGCCCACCUCAACCUCCACCGCCAUCUGCCACGCCCCCUCAUGCAUCAUCCCCUCCUAUACCUGCACCUGGGUCAAAACCUCCUACAUUUUGGACCUCAUGCAACAAAUGCAAGAUGAACUAUGAGUACCUCAGGGUGUAUCUGAACCACCAUCUUCGUUGCUCUAGCUGCCGUGAGCCAUUCCUAGCAAAAGAGGUACCAAUACCGCCAAAUAAGACUGUGGGACAGGAUUCAAACAUUGGUGGUGCAAAACAAAAUACAAGCACUAUGCAGUGGGGUCCAUUUUCAAGGGCUGCUGGUGCAGCUAGCGCCACUGCAUCGUCUGCUGCUGCUGCUCAAGCUGCUAAUGUAGUUCACCAGACUUAUGAAAAAGUUAAGAGGGAGAGGGAGGAGGCACAAGCAGCGGCAAGAAGGGAAGAGGCUCUUCGGCGGAAGUACAAUCCUCUAAAAAGUUAUGCAAGCAUGAACAUUAAUCUUGGAACAGGUGAUGUUGCAUCUGGAAAGAAGAUGAAGACUAUGGUUAAAGAUGCUGGAGUUGGUUCUUCAUCGGUCAUAUCAGGUCCUGGAGCAAAUUGUUUUAGAGUGCCUGGUGUGAAUAUAUCUUUUUCAAGCAACAUUGGGCCCUAUGAGUUUCAAGGUGUUAAUGGUGGACCCAAUUGGAAAUCCAAGCCUCCAAUCCACAUAAGUUUAGCCAAAACCUUCUCCCAGUUGGAUGUUAGGGGUCUUUUGCUGGAAAAAGCGAAAAGUGAUCUGAAAAACAAGCUAACAGAAAUGAAAAGUAAAACAUCCCAAGUUGUUGCUAGUGGAAAAACAACCAAAAAACAUGUGGUUAAGGAAAAUGGAGGGGAUAAUGAAGCUGCAGCAUCAGAUGAUCCUACUACCAAUAAAGAUGUUCAUGCUGAUCCAAAUGCGAUUGAUUCAAAUACUAGCUCAGAUGCUGAAAAUGAAGAUGAUGACCCCUUGUCAUAUAAUGUUCCUGAUCCUGAUUUCCAUGAUUUUGACAAGGAUCGCACUGAGGAAUCUUUUCAAAUUGAUCAAAUUUGGGCUACAUAUGAUGAUGAGGAUGGUAUGCCUCGUUAUUAUGCAUUUAUUCAGAAAGUUUUCUCUUUGAAACCAUUCAAGCUCAAAAUAAGCUAUCUCGAAACAAAGACAAAUAGUGAAUUUGGGCCUUUGAAUUGGGUUUCUUCUGGCUUCACAAAGACAUGUGGCGAUUUCAGAACUGGUAAAUCUGAAACUUGUGAUAUAGUCAACAUGUUCUCUCACCAGAUGAAAUGGGAGAAAGGGCUGCGUGGGAUUAUCAAAAUUUAUCCACAAAAAGGUGACAUCUGGGCUAUUUAUCGAAAUUGGUCCCCUGAAUGGAAUGAAGACACUCCAGAUAAUGUGCUCCAUGUCUAUGAUGUGGUUGAGGUACUAGAUGGUUAUGAUGAAAAUGAUGGCAUCUCCGUUAUUCCCUUAGUUAAAGUUUCCGGGUUUCGAACAGUAUUUGAGCACCAUCAGGAUGUGAAUGCUGCCAUGAAGAUUCCCAAAGAAGAGAUGUUUCGGUUUUCACAUCAAGUGCCUUUUUACAAGAUGUCAGGCAAAGAAGCUCCAAAUGUCCCCAAAGAUAGCUAUGAGCUUGACCCAGCUGCUAUUUCUAAAGAACUUCUUCAAGAGACCACAGAAACAGUGGAGGCAAAUGGAACCUCCUAAUGUUGAUUAAGACAGUUAACAAUGGUCUGCCUUGUUUGACCUUCCAUUUUGAUGCAAUAGUUCUCCCCAAUCACCAUGAUGAUAGUAUGCUUUUGACAAGUGUUCCUUCUUAUGGGAAGAAGCACAUACCUGGGGUCAACAUCCAUUGUACAUUGCUUGGGAAACUAUAAGCCACUUGUGUUGUCAUUACUUCUUGUGUUGCUGAUGCUGUGCUCUUCCUAGCACCUAUGGAAAGUGGAUGGAAAGGCUGGGCCGCUGGGGUGAAAAAUCUUAUGGGGGGCAUCAAUGUUUAAAGCAAGCUCAAGCAACAGAAUGGCUUGUUAGGUUGUAGAUGGGUGAAAGAUAUCCUGACAUCGAUGAAAAAAUUGUUUCAUACAUCAUGGGCUAUGAUAGUUUGAAAGCUAUAGGAAGUGAUAAGGAUAGUUACUCGUCCAAGCAAGUAAUAGAUGCUAGACUUCGGAUGGAUGUGGCCUCUUUGAGCUUGAAGAGCAUGCUGUUCAGUUUGUUGAAGAAUUUAUUGCACAAUAUACAAGUGGUCCAGCUGGUGGUGGUGGCAUCAGGUAUUGACAAGUAAUUUUGGUGCUCCUUUUGUUUAGCAAUCCAAACUGUUGUGGCUAAUUAUUAUACAGAUGAUAACCUGCGUUAUUUUUUUUUUUUUGCAUUUAUAGUAAAGUCAGGACUGGUGUCAAUUCCAAUGAACUAUGACACAUGGUAUUUCAUUAUUUCGUCCAAUGAAAGAUAUAUGCAUGCAUUCUUGAUUCUGGGGUCACUUUGCCUGUUUAAUGCAUCUGUUGGACACUUGCAGCACUGGACAGAGGAAAAGAUGCUGGUAUGGAUGAUCAUGACGAAUCAUCCCGUGAGUGAUUGGAACAUAUUUUGCUUUUUGUGACAUGUGGACAGGUUGACAGGGAAAACAUCUUAUGGUGAGCUCAUUGCAAAGAAGGCAAGCAUUCCUUGGCUGCAGAAUCAGGCCACGGAUUCUGAAAUGUUUCAGAUGCAUGUUUUAAAAUCACAAAAGAACCCAAUAAAUCGCGCAAUGGGCAGCCAGCACAUUGAGACAAGCAUGGGACACAACCAUCCCCUGUUCGUGCUUCACCUUGGAAAAAGAUUGCCUUUUACCAUAUAGCCUACAGCAGAGUGAAUGAUAUUAUCAUCAUUCACUCCCCUGGUGAGUGGUUACACUGGUCGGCUCAGGGCUGGCGUGCUUCAUUCCUCGCAUACGCGGGCGCAUCUUUCCAUCCGUGCUGCCCUCAAACAUGCUUUGCCUUCCGUCCCAAGCUGUCGUGUUGGCGGUGCCACCGCCUUUGUAGUAGCUACUCCAGUUGGGUUGGUGAGUGGAGGGACGGUAACCACUGGUUGGCUUACCUGACGCGCCAUUCCUUUUCCUUGCGCCUCCCAUGUUUUGCCGUCUUCCCAGCUGCCGUGCGGGACAGGAUUUGUACAAAAGCCUUGUAGCGUACCCGAUGACACUUGACAUUUGAACAUCCGCAGGUCCAACUCGUUUCGAGCAUGAUCCAUGAUUUUUUACGAAAUAAAUAAUCGCUUUAUUCGCUCA